AUGUGGAACAUCAAAACAGUUGUUCACAUAGCAAGAGAAGCAUCACAAGUCAAGAAUCAAACAAAACAAACAAUACGCGAUCCUCUGAUACAUUCACAACAUCAGUCUGGCACAUCCACCUCCCAAAUAAAAACCACCAGACGUGCUCUCGCUCGCGCUCGAGCUCUCCCUCGAGAGCUCGACCGCGUCUUACGGCCAGCUGCUUGGCAUACAGGCAUUUGCUCCCCAAGCCUCUCACAUCUCUUCGUCUUUCUUCAGCAACAAGCCCCACUUGAACUUAAUCAAAACGACGAACAACUCACGUGUUUCAAGACGGGGCCGAAGCAAGCGUCGAGCGACUUUCAUCCACAUCACGAGAUCUCCAAGCUUUGUGGCCUUGGGACAGCCGGCCCUACAUCUACUACAGUAACAACACUCUGCCUCCUCCAUAACAAUAACUUCGUCUGCGACCGUCAUUCUUCAAUUGCCUAUACUUCAAAUGCUCGAGACAUCUUCUCCACUUCGCAUACUUCCUCCAUCGCCGCGUCAAUUGCUUCACUUCAAACGAAAAUAUCUUUCUCGAGGAAUUUGGCAGAGUUCACGGAUGGAAACCUACAAGUACUCGCAACUCACAACCACUGCCAAGAGUUUCUGAAGCUAACACAUCAAAAAGAUCCUUCAAGGUCCCAUCCAAGUCCACGCAGCAUCCGAGCAGCAUGCAAAGCUGAGUCGGACUCGGAAACAUCAAAAAUCACAAGAUGCCAUCAUUACCAAGCACAUGCCACUCUGAACUCCCUAAGGUCGUCGACUGCCAUCUUGAUCCUCUCGACGCGAGACAACUUGCAACAAAACAUUGGCAAGCAGUCCUCCUCCGCGAAUAUCCAAGGUCACUGGUGCCCGGCACGGCAACGCUCUAUGCAACAAAAAGACUUGCACUCCAACAAAACAAACAACAUCAAAGUUGCACGUCAUGGCAUCGGUAACCACAGGAGGAGGACUUGUAUUUUCAAACAUGAAAUCAGCGGAGGAGACUAUGUGGGCUUUGCUAACUUGCUUGCUUUAGGAUUCUUGAUUGCUUUAGAUUUAGAAUGUUCACGUUGCUGGCACCGGGCAAGUUAUCAGACGCCGCCAUCGGAUCGUGAAGCCUGGCGAAAACUUGGCACGUGUUCCGUCUGCGCACAGGGGGUUUACUUUAAAAAGGUGAAGUGUGUUCCAGGACAGUCUAAAAGGGCGUAUCACUCAUACAAGCCCAAGCCGCGCAAGUUAUUCUGCCGGUGA
Messenger RNA from Drepanopeziza brunnea f. sp. 'multigermtubi' MB_m1, 1257 nucleotides. NCBI's taxonomy places the organism in Eukaryota, Fungi, Ascomycota, Leotiomycetes, Helotiales, Drepanopezizaceae. The record is from RefSeq and is a predicted model, not a curated record.